Pelobates fuscus (common spadefoot toad) is the source of this 1773-nucleotide messenger RNA. RefSeq names its product dual specificity phosphatase 12 (gene DUSP12). Lineage: Eukaryota; Metazoa; Chordata; Amphibia; Anura; Pelobatidae. Gene Ontology annotation, molecular function: protein tyrosine/serine/threonine phosphatase activity. The transcript is spliced from 7 exons. Gene Ontology annotation, biological process: protein dephosphorylation. Bases 105 to 1016 code for a protein of 303 amino acids. The record is from RefSeq and is a predicted model, not a curated record. Gene Ontology annotation, cellular component: nucleus.
GUGGCAUGUGACCAGUAGUACUUCCGGUUUGCGGUCCACGUGUACUGAUUGAGCUGUCAGAGAGCACCUGAUCCUAUGGUGUUUCAGAGAAUUUGUCCAUAAACAUGAUCUCUGUGCUGCCCAGGCUGUAUCUUGGCAGUGCCACAGAUACAGAGAAUCCACAACAAUUGCAUGAAAAUGGCAUCACGCAUGUACUGACUGUGGACAGCGAGGCCCCAACGACAUUGGAUUCGUUCCAAACUAAAUUUGUGCGUUUGUUUGACGAGGCCUGCGCAGACCUUCUGAGUUGUUUGCCUGAAUGUUUAAACUUUGUGAAAGAAGCUCAUGAUGUAUCUGAAUCAUCCAUCCUUGUUCACUGCCAUGCGGGAGUGAGUCGUAGUGCUGCUAUAAUCACUGCCUAUAUGAUGAGCACUGAAAACCUUUCCUUUGAAGAUGCUUACGCAAGACUUCAGGCCAUCAAAACCAAUGUAAAAAUUAACGAUGAGUUCGUCAAGCAGUUGGAGCUGUUUGAAGCGAUGGGCUGUCAGGUGGAUAUGACAUGUUCAAUCUACAAACAAUAUCGAUUACAGAAAGUGACCGAGAAAUAUCCUGAAUUGCAAAAGCUGCCACGGGAAGUGUUUGCGUCUGACCCCAGCUCCCUCGGUCAAACUGCCGAGACUCUAUACCGAUGUAGAAAAUGCAGACGCUCAUUGUUUCGGGCCACCAGUAUCCUCAGCCACGUCGUAGGUGAUGGUCCUGCUGCAUUUGUUCAUAAGAAGUUGAAUUCAGCCACCUCCGCAUUAGACCUGAAGAAGUGUACUUCCUAUUUUGUGGAGCCUGUGCAGUGGAUGGAGGAGACUCUGCUGGGUGUAUUGGAUGGUCAGCUUCUUUGCCCAAAAUGUAGCUCCAAGCUUGGUUGCUUCAACUGGUAUGGUGAGCAGUGUUCAUGUGGCCGCUGGGUCACUCCGGCAUUCCAAGUGCAUAAAAACAGAGUGGAUGAGGUUAAGGCCGUGCAGAUCCGUGGCAUACAGACAUGAAAUCGAAAACAUUUAAUGGAGCAAAUCUUCUUGGAACUAAUGCACGGAGACGGAAAUGGACAUUUUUAGCCUUGGAGAUACUUAUGGGACUAUAUGCAGGCUUCUUCAGUUGUAUUUCAUUUUGGAAUUCGCUUAUCUUAUAAUGCAUUCUGUGACUGCAUGUUGGAGAGAGAGAUAAGUGCAGAGAGGUGGAUAUUGCAUCACCUGCAACAACAUAAAAAGUUUCCCAUAGCGGUUUCUUAACAUCCACUCUAAAUAAGCAGUACCUCUGCUAUAUAUAUUCUUACCUUAAUACACAUGUGCCGCAGGUGUAACUGAAGACUGUCUGCAUAUUAAUCUCAGAACGUCCUAAAUGUGUUAAUAAACACAAUCUGUAUUAGAGAUGCCCUCUGUAUGUUAAUGCUGGUCUCUGUUUAUAUUUGUCAAACUGUUAUUGCGAUUCCUUUGCCUUCUGUGGCAAUAUACUCCAUAACCAGACUUUUUAGUGACUUCUGAAGAUGCCAUGAAUUACUAGGACUGAAGUAUCCGAAAACAAGGCAACUUUCGGCACUCUAGAUGUUGUGGACUACAUCCCCCAUAAUGCUCUUACACCCAUAAUGCUGGCAAAGCAUCAUGGGAGGUGUGGUCCAAAACAUCUGGGUUGUCUAUGCCGGUUCUAGAUCAUCGGGUAUAGCCUUUCACACAUCUGUUUCUGCUUUUCUUCUAUUUAAGUUUUCACCUUCAAUACGAUCAACUUCCAAUUUUGCUGCAAAAAGGG